AGACACAAGAUACAAGCAGAAAACGGCACUAAAACGUGGACGGUCGUAAUAGAGGAAUAUAUUCCAGCGCGUCUGUUUGGAUAUGAAAGGAGAUUUCAAGCGAACUCAGACAACAGAAGCGCUUCGAAUCAGCUUUUAGUGAAUCUGCAGUUUGUUGUGAAUCAGACAAUAACGGUGUUCCUUUCAGGUCCGCUAGCGGCGCGCGCACAGGAUCAGGAUCAGGAUGGAGCUGUGAGAGCUGUUAGAGCUGAACCGCAGCGGCGCUGAGACAACACGGACAUUAGAGCUGAACCCCACCGGCCUUAGACAACACGGACAUUAGAGCUGAACCCCACCGGCCUUAGACAACACGGACAUUAGAGCUGAACCCCACCGGCCUUAGACAACACGGACAUUAGAGCUGAACCCCACCGGCCUUAGACAACACGGACAUUAGAGCUGAACCCCACCGGCCCUGAGACAACACGGACAUUAGAGCUGAAUCCCACCGGCCCUGAGACAACACGGACAUUAGAGCUGAACCCCACCGGCCCUGAGACAACACGGACAACACGGACAUUAGAGCUGAACCCCACCGGCCCUGAGACAACACGGACAACACGGACAUUAGCGCUGAACCCCACCGGCCCUGAGACAACACGGACAUUAGCGCUGAACCCCACCGGCCCUGAGACAUCACAGCACCACACGGACAUGAGUUCCAGGGCCCAGAAGAACCAGUAAAGUAUGGAGUGAAUCCUUGUGGAGGAUGUGAUCUGUCUGCUGAAGCUGACACUGAACAUGGGGGACCUGAGCCAGGACACACACUGGACAAACACCUUCAUUGUUCCUCACAUCACAUCUUUUGACCUUUAUGAUUUUAACAGAGCUAAAAUCCACUCCAGCCUCAAAUGGCUGGUGUCCAAGGCUUUCGGUCCCGACAGCGUUCCGGACAAAUUGAAGGAUCCGUUUUACACAGAUCAGUACGAGCAGGAGCAUGUGAAGCCACCGGUGGUAGACCUGCUGCUCUCGGCCGAGCUGUACUGCCAUGCAGGAAGUCUGAUCCUCAAAAGCGAUGCUGCCAAGCCACUGCUGGGCCAUGAUGCUGUUAUCCAGGCUCUAGCUCAAAAAGGCUUGUAUGUGACCGUCCAUGAGAGGCUGGUCACUGAGAGAGAUCUGUCCAUGAGGCCAAUUCAGAUGAGUGCUCACCUGGCGUUGAUCGACACUUUGAUGAUGGCGUAUACGGUGGAGACUGUGAGUAUGGACAAGGUGGUAGCGUGCAUGCAGCAGUAUUCUACCGACUGUGCUGACGGAGACAUGCCCUAUGACACAGAGGAUGGCGUCAUUAGCUGGAUGAAUAAGGUAAACGAGUACUUGAAAGAGAUCAUCAUUCAGGAGCAAAGCAGGAGAGAGGCACAGAGGGCAGAACCCCUCGAGAUCCCUAAGGCUCGCUAUAGAAAGGAACAGACAUUACCUAAAACAGUACCGUGGAUCCCCCCAGUGGACAACCUGCUGAAGGACAGCACAGAUGGCUGUGCCCUCGCGGCGCUGCUGCACUUCUACUGCCCUGAUCUCAUCAAACUAGAUGACGUGUGCCUGAAAGAAAGCAUGUCGUUAGCGGACAGCUUGUACAACCUUCAGCUGGUUCAGGACUUCUGCCGUGAGCACUUGAACCACUGCUGCCACUUCAGCCUGGAGGACAUGGUCUAUGCCUCUUCUUCCAUCAAAAAUAACUACCUUGUGUUCAUGGCUGAGCUCUUCUGGUGGUUUGAAGUGGUUAAGCCAUCUUUUGUGCAGCCUCAGGUUUUGGCCGAUGAUGCUCCACCACUGAAGAAUCUGCCAUCUGUGCCCAUUUCUAAAGUCACAAAGAGAAGCUUCAUAGAAAGACCUUCCAAUCCAAACAGACAAAGUCUCCCACUUCGACAACAGCCUUUAACAUCAAACUCAGGUGAAAUUAGACGAUCAACCUCCAUGUCAUUUGUCGACAGCUUUUUGGGGACUUGGCCCAAGGAGAGGAGGUCAGGGUCUCAGGGAGUGUCCUUUGACAUCCCAUUUGAUAAGGACACCAACCCCCAAACUGCUACACAACCCAGACGUGGAAUGACGAGGUCUAUAAGCACUGAGGGAUUCGGGCACAAAGUCGCCAAGGGAAUGAAGAGAAAUCUGUCCUUCCAACCAAUCAGUGGCCAAAACAUUGAGGAAGAGGGCUGUCCAGAUAACCUUGUGGAAAUUCAACAUAGUGGUCUGAAUGGCACAGCAAAAACUAGCAUUGAGGAAGCCCUGGAAAUAAUCAAUAAUUCAGAAAAGCAACAAGAGGGCUUCAGGGUUGAGGCAGAGAAUGAAGGUUUCUUCCUUCACAUGCAGACCAAAGAAGAGCUGACCCCCAAAACGCAAGCUGAAGAAGGAGACUCUGUGUCAGAGGCCAUGUGCAUUUCAAGUGCUUCAACUACAGAGGUGGACACUGGGAUCCACGUAAAGACAGAAGACAUACAAGAGACCCUGGAUGAUGACUCAUCGCUGAGAGACUGCACAACGAGUAUGGAGUUAGAUGCAGACCAGUGCUUUGAGGCUAGAGCAAGUCACGGCCAGGAUUCCAUUGCUUCAUAUCCCAGUAGUGUUGGCACCAAGUCUCCCAUGCCUGAUACCCCCAUAGGAAUUAAGAUGACCAGCUUUGCCGAACAAAAGUUUAAAAAACUCAAUCCAAAUACAGAGUCCAAAGGUGACAUCUCUCAGGGGACAACACCAGACAGUUCAGACCUCAACCUUUCACACUCAGUUUCCUGGGCCCCCUCACCAGAGACAAGCCCUGCCCACCAGCCACAGAGGGAUCCAGCACAGGCCAUGGCUGCGGAAAUGGUGCAGCUUCGCAUGCGGCUGGAAGAGAAGCGUCGAGCCAUAGAAGCUCAGAAGAAAAAGGUAGAAGCUGCCUUCACCCGUCACAGACAAAAGAUGGGACACAGUGCUUUUCUCACAGUGGUCAAAAGGAAGAAUGACAGUGCCUCACAAAUACAGGAAUACACCACAUGCUCAGACAGUACCAAGACACUAAAUGAUGCUGUAAAAUCUCCAGAAAAGUCUCCUGUCAAGUCCCUUGGGGAGGAGAGCACGUCUGAGGCAGACCUAGUAGAGUACACGCGUUCUAUCAACAAGUUGAACAAUUCUCUAAGCUUUUUGCAGGCAGAGAUGCAGCGGCUAGCCCAGCAGCAGGAGAUCAUCAUGCAAAUGCGGGAACAGCAGUCCUGGGUUGUGUGUCCAGCACAGCCUUCGCCCCAAAAACAGGUACAGGAGCUUCGAGGAAGCGGGACUCGAUCCUCAGGUUCCCCUUCACCGGCUGACUCCCCACUUGUCACCCAUCGCUCCCCAGUCAAUAUCAAGAGGAAGUCAGCUUCCUUCCAUUCGAAAACCACGCGAACACCCAGGCCUACUGAGCUGAAGCUCACUCCCUUCAACCGAGUUCUCACUGUACCCCAGUCUGUGGACAGCAUACCCCGUCUGCGCAGAUUUUCACCCUCUCAGUCUGUAUCCAGCUCCUUUGCAUACAUGGGAACUGACACAAAACCAAGCAAAAAUAAUGUGCAAGCUGAACCCUUGUGUGCAGAAGGUAGUGCUUCUGAUCUCACUUUACCUGCCAAUGAUACACAACAACUUAAUGCUGAAACAGACAGCGUAAAAUCAAUAAACAAGUUCUCAGAGAACAGUGUGGAGGAAAAUGAAGAGAUGGAGGCUGACGGAAAAGAAUCAAAAGGAGAAAUUAAGCCCACAGUGGAAGCCAGUGUUUCUGAGGUGUUGUCCCAUGCUGUAAAAGAAACAUUCACAGUAACAGCUACUGAGAAGCCAACAGAUUUAUUUACUCAAAACAACAAAAACUUGAUCGAAGUGCCACUAUCAAUCCUAAAGCCUCUAGAUGGACAGGAGUUGGAAGAAGGUGGAGAGCGAUUGACAACAGGAGAGAACCUGGAUGAUGACCAGAAGAUGUGCUGUGGAUUCUUCUUUAAGGAUGACAUGAAGGGGGAGAACAGCAUGGCACUGAAGCGAGCUGCCCUGCUGGAGAAGAGGCAGAGGAGGGAGUGGGAGAAUCAGCAGAGGAAGCAGCAGCUUGAGGCUGAGAUAGAACAGAAGAAAGAGGAGGCUAGAUUAAAGGCAGAGGAAGAUCGGAUGAAGAAGGAGGAGGACAAAGCCAGACGGGAGUUCAUCAAGCAAGAGUACCUAAGGAGAAAGCAGCUCAAGCUCAUGGAGGACAUGGACAUGCUGGUAAAAUCUCGGCCAGCCACGGCUAAGCAAAGGAAAACAAGGCCUAAAUCCAUUCACAGGGAUGUGAUUGUGUCACCCAAGACCCCUUUUAGGGCAACUGCAGGUUCACGACCUCAUGUUUUUUCAGUGUCCAGUAUCUCUUUGGCCUCUCUUAAUCUGGGAGACAAUGACAGCGUCAGCUCAGAGAAACAAACCCCCAGAAGCAAUAGCUUAGCAUCGGGCAGCAUAUACGGCUUCUUGAGCUCUCCUCGUGUAAGAAGGAGAAGUAGGCCUGAUUCAGCUGAUAGCUUCCUGUCUCCUUCUCGGUCUGGGAGCCAUAAUGAAGAAAAAGACUGGGAAAAUGCUUCCACCACCUCCUCUAUCACUUCAACCACUGAAUACACAGGUCCUAAAUUGUACAAAGAGCCCAGUGCCAAGUCGAAUAAGCAUAUAAUUCAGAACGCUUUGGCUCAUUGUUGUCUGGCUGGGAAAGUCAAUGAAGGUCAGAAGAACAAGAUCCUGGAGGAGAUGGAAAAAUCUCAGGCCAACAACUUCCUAAUCCUGUUCCGUGAUUCGGUCUGCCAGUUCCGUGCUGUGUACACGUACUGCCCCGACACGGAGCACAUGAACAAGUUGGCUGGAAUUGGGCCCAAGAGCAUCACACGCAAGAUGAUCGACGGUCUGUUCAAGUACAAUUCUGAUCGGAAACAGUUUAGCCAAAUCCCAGCUAAGACCAUGUCUGCCAGUGUAGAUGCCAUAACCAUCCACGGUCACUUGUGGCAGACCAAGAAACCAGGAACACCGAAGAAAGUAGCACCCAACAGGUCCUAAUGUAUAUCAGCUCUCUCUAGUGAAUCUCAGCAAUGCGCUCUUUCUUACCUAUAAACUUCAACCUGCACUGCGCAGCUUUCUGCAUCUUUGUCAUGGAACACAACUCACACUACAACUAAGCAUAUGCACAACUGGAUUGUAAAGCAGGACGGGCUUGUCAGUGGAUCCUGUAUUUAGAACCCGAGCAUUGCAGUUCUGUUAAAGCUUGUGUUUGUGGCUGCGUGGGAGAAUGUGUGUAACUUUUGUAUGUGGCAAGAAAAAGAUAAAUAAGGAAAUGAUGUAAUAUGACUGCUUUUGGUACACUGAAGCACUGAAUGUUAUUUGUCUGUAUAAAGAGAAAUGUUGCAUAUGGUUUCAAGUUCUUCGAUUACUUUUUGUUUUAUAGUAUGUAAUGAAGUGAUCUUAUGAAAGAUACUUACCAUUAAAGUGUUUUUGUUUAUUUUUAAAGAGCUGGUCACCAGUGGACCUUGUCUUCGGGAGCAAUGCGGUAUUAAAUGAAUGUGGUAUUAAAUAGCAUAUUUUUGCUUGCAUUUGUCACAUUGAGGUUUUUUUUAAGCAGCUUCGGUUCACAGCAGGAUUGUGAAUUCUUACAGUGUUUUAUUGUUUGUUAUUUCUUCUGUAUAAUCUUACAGAUCAGGAAAUUGUUUUAAAUUCAAAGCCAUGGUCUGUUUACUGUCUGUUUAAGGAUAUAUUGCUACGGUUUAGAACACAAACUCCUGUUGCAUAAUUAUGUGCUUGUAGGUUGCUAAAAUGAAGUUAGAGGAUAUUUGAUAAUGCCAUAAUGAAUAAUGUAUCAGUGAUAUUUCUCUUGUCAGCUUCACAGUUAAAAUUAAUAUAUAUUGACAGGUUUUAUUGUAUUACUAGUUAUUCUUGUUUGUCUCAUUUGUGAUAGAUGAUUAUAUUUCACCAAGUCUGCAACAUUCAGUAUGAUUUCCAGUGUAAAGUUCCCUUUGUAUAAGUGGGGACAGUAUUGUCUUUCAUGGCUUAAAUUUAGCAAAACUGUCAGAAUGCAAUGUGCCAAACUACAUUUUCUAUUGCUAAUGAAUGAUUUAGACUAAAAACUGAUGUUUUUAUUAAUAAUUUAUGUCAUUUUUAUUUGGCUUGGGGUAGGAUUAGUUUAUCUGGUUGAUGUUUAAGGUAUUUCAGUGUGAUGCAGAAGCACAGUGCCAGUUGAAUAUUGAUGUUAAUGGGUCAAGGUUUACUUAAUUUGAUAUGAACAUUCUUUGAAUUACUUUUUGUCGUCUUAAUUUCUUCCUUUUUUUUCCUUCCUUAUUCCAUAGCCAAUGCCUUUCCACAAUCCUCAACACACUCCUAUUAAUAAAAGUAGUAAAUUACUGAAGGUUAUGCAGUGGAAUGUACAGGCAUGAUGUAUUGUAUUUGGGGACAACACACCUUUUUAAAGCAGUUGUAUUAAAAUUAUUUAUUAUUAAAAAAACUGGCUGUGUAUUUGUAAAUACGCACAAUUUGCAUAUUGUAUUAUGUGUUUUGAGCUCAUCUGCCCAUUUUAAUCAAGAUUUUUUUUUUCUAGACACUACUGUUGAUUGUCAAAUAGUCAAACACA
Molecule: messenger RNA, 6601 nt
Organism: Tachysurus vachellii
Lineage: Eukaryota; Metazoa; Chordata; Actinopteri; Siluriformes; Bagridae
Gene: camsap2a
Product: calmodulin regulated spectrin-associated protein family, member 2a
Exons: 18
Coding region: 781-5040 (1419 amino acids)
Biological process (GO): cytoplasmic microtubule organization; negative regulation of microtubule depolymerization; neuron projection development
Cellular component (GO): microtubule minus-end
Molecular function (GO): microtubule minus-end binding; calmodulin binding; spectrin binding
Source: RefSeq, a predicted model, not a curated record